Molecule: messenger RNA, 3392 nt
Organism: Ostrea edulis (European flat oyster)
Lineage: Eukaryota; Metazoa; Mollusca; Bivalvia; Ostreida; Ostreidae
Product: GPI ethanolamine phosphate transferase 1-like
Exons: 29
Coding region: 82-2850 (922 amino acids)
Biological process (GO): GPI anchor biosynthetic process
Cellular component (GO): endoplasmic reticulum membrane
Molecular function (GO): mannose-ethanolamine phosphotransferase activity
Source: RefSeq, a predicted model, not a curated record
GCACGAUAGCAUCGCUGCAGUGAGGGGGAAGUUCAAUGAACAAAAGGGUGAAGAAAAAGAAAAUCUUUUGUGUUCUGCACCAUGAAGACAUGGCAGUUGAUUGUGUUUGGGGUGAUGGUUCAUCUGAUUUUUUUCUACUCCAUAUUUGACAUUUACUUCACCUCUCCACUGGUGCAUGGGAUGACUCCGUAUGUUUCCAACCCCAACCCCCCAGCCAAACGCCUCGUCUUAUUUGUAGCCGACGGGCUGAGAGCUGAUAAAUUUUAUGAACUGUUGGAGAAUGGCAAACCUACAGCACCAUAUCUAAGGUCUGUGAUUGAGAAUGAGGGAGUGUGGGGUGUGUCUCACACCAGGGUCCCCACAGAGUCACGUCCAGGGCAUGUGGCUCUCAUUGCUGGAUUCUACGAAGAUGUCAGUGCUGUAGCAAAGGGUUGGAAGGAGAAUCCUGUGGAAUUUGAUUCCGUUUUCAAUGAGAGUCGUUUCACAUGGUCUUGGGGAAGUCCUGAUAUUCUUCCUAUGUUUUCUAAAGGUGCAUCAGGAGAUCAUGUAUUCAUGGAUUAUUAUCCAUCAGAGAGUGAAGAUUUCGCAGCUGUAGACUCCUCCAAACUCGACACUUGGGUGUUCGAUAAGGUCAAGGUAUUCCUCUCUGAUGCUACUAAGGACCCGGAAUUGCUAGAGAAACUUCAAAAAGACAAGAUUGUUUUCUUCCUUCAUCUGUUGGGGAUUGACACAAAUGGUCACUCUCACAAACCGUACUCACAGGAGUACCUUACAAACAUAGCCACAGUGGAUUAUGGGAUACAGGAAGUAGAGGCACUGCUGGAAGAGUUCUAUCACCAUGACAACAGAACUGCAUACAUCAUGACAGCAGACCAUGGAAUGACAGACUGGGGGUCGCAUGGGGCAGGGCACCCCUCAGAAACUCUUACCCCAAUGGUGGCCUGGGGUGCUGGAAUCCGUGGUCCCAAGAGUCAGAAACACAAUAAAAGGCUGUAUGAGGAUGGAUUCACAGAAAAAUGGAAACUAGAUCACUUACAGAGAUCAGAUGUACGACAGGCAGACUUGUCUCCCCUGAUGGCAGCACUGAUUGGUGUGCCCUAUCCCGUCAACUCAGUGGGUUUGCUUCCUAUAGAAGUUCUGGAGUUUCCACAAUCUGAUCAAGCAGAAGCCAUGUUUGCUAAUGCUCAGCAAAUUUUGGCCCAGUUCAGGGUCAAAAUGACACAGAAGCAAACGACCACACUGUCCCAAACAUUUAGACCAUUUCUGGAUUUAACAGCUGAUAAACAGGUAUUGCAUACCAGAAAGAUUCGAAGUUUAAUCAAAGACGGUUUAUAUGAAGAGGCAAUAGAGGAGUCUCGGGUUUUGAUGGAGCUAGCAUUGAGAGGGUUAGGAUACUAUCAAAAUUAUGACCGCUUCCUGCUUGGAUUAAGUAUCACUGCAGGCUUUGUGGGGUGGGGAUUCUACGUCCUGACCCUCAUUCUACAGGACCAUGUGGGCGUGUCCUUUAACAGGACUUCCUUUGACGAGAUCAAUUCUCCUUUUCUGUUGUCGAGGAAAUUCAUCAGAUGUUUGGCUGUCACUGUUGCUGUGGUGAUCAUUUUAUUACUUCUAGUCCAAUCCCUGCCAUGGACAUAUUAUCUGUACUGUCUGGUUCCCGUCCUGCUAUGGAUGUUGGUCAUCGAGAGGUGGCACAUUUUGACGACUGUGAUUAACAAGCUGUGGUACUCCAGACAGAGGUCUGUGAUUGGAACAAUAGUUAUGUCCCUGGUGGUUCUGGAAAUAGUGGUGGCAGGAUUCUUCUAUAGGGAGAUCUUUUCAGUUGGGUUCAUUGCUCUGGGGUUGUGGCCAUUUUGUGUUCACAGAUCUAGGUCAAUUAAUCAGUUUGUGUGGCUGGUAAUCUGUCUGAUUCUGUGCGUGUUUCCUUUACUUCCUGUGGUGGGAAGACAGAGCAACUACACCAUAGUGCUAUUGGCUGGACUUUUAGCCCUCAUCUGUGGGUCUGUGAUUGCUAGGAUAUACUUGAAGGAUGCAAAAGGUGCAAAGAUUAGAUCUAUGCAGCUGGUAAUACUUCUGAUGGCCAUUUACAACCUAUGGUCUGUGUCCUCCAGUAUAUACAGAAAGCAGGGGCUUCAUUGGUACAACCAAAUGUUGUCCUGGACUAUUCUAGCCACCUCCUUUGUGGUCCCCUUGUUGAGCCCCACCGAGCUGUUGCCACGGUUGUUCGCCAUUGUUUUUGCGUUUUUUCCUGUUUAUCUUCUUUUGAGUUUAUUACAGGAGUGUCUAUUUAUUGUGUGUUUUUGUGUUGUGCUGUUUUCAUGGAUUCACUUGGAGAAAGAAUUGCAUAAUGCUAAAGAAAAGAGUCUUCUUGCCUCUAAUUUUGCAUCAGCUUUAUCGGGAGAACGCCACCUAGUGGCAGAAGAUAUACGCAGAUCUCUCUUCUAUGUUUUCUUUAUACUGGUAGCUUUCUACAGCACAGGAAAUAUAGCCAGCAUUAACAGCUUUGAGCCAGCUGCUGUUUACUGUUUUCUGACAGUCUUUAAUCCAUUUGUGAUGGGUGCUCUUCUGAUGCUCAAAAAUAUUUUACCUCUAGUCCUGGUGGCCUGCUCUUUCCGAACAAUCCAGAUCCUGACACGCAUUCCUACCAGAGCGCUGUUCAUGAUCGUCAUGAUCAUGUCCGACAUCAUGGCGCUGAAUUUCUUCUUCCUGGUGCGGGACUAUGGCAGCUGGUUGGAGAUCGGAACAAGCAUUAGUCAUUACGUGAUCGUGAUGUGUAUGAACAUCUUCCUCAUGCUUCUGUUUGGGGUUUCUCAUCUUAUGACCACUGUACAAAUUAAACUGAUCAAAUGGUAGAACCAAUUAUGAGGAGCCUCUCACCUUCCCCAUGAGGUGCUGUCACAGAUACAUAGUUCCAAAAUACUACUGCAUCAUGGGAGAUGGAACAUUGGGAGGGGGGGGGGGGGACAUGCUUGAUCAAUUAUAGUAUACAUCUGACUCAUUAAAAUACACUUUUAAAUAAAAAACAGUUUUUGAUUUUGUUUAGAUUCAUCUAACAGAACUUCAAGGUUCUUAUGAAUUUUCAUUAACAGUCUUGAGCACACAUAUUUUGGACCUCAAGAAUUAUCCUGUUUUUUUUUUUAGUAAAAAGUAAACACAUACUUUCUGAAAUAUUUUUGACAUGUACAAAAUACCCAGAGUGAUAAUUCAAACAAAUAAAUACAAACAAUGCCAACUCAGCUGGGCUGCAGGAAUGACCUUCCAGAUGACACCAAGAAGUCGAUUAACAUCUCUUGAAAUUUCCAAAAAAUGCCUUAAAACUCAUUUUUAGAAAUUAGCUUUAUAGAUUCUAACAUGUAUAAACCAGCUGGGACUGUUUUAAUCAUCAAAAAUUCAAC